AAGCAAUUGUGUUAUCAGAGCUAGAUUUCUCCUUCUCUUGUGAAAAUGGAUUUGCCAAUGGAUGCGAAAAUAUUCAAGUCCAAGGUGACUCUACUAGUGCUAGCUGAGUCUGCAAACUGGUCAGGAAUUGAAGAAACAUUGAGGAGUAGCAGAGAUUUGACCGUCAAGUCUAUUAAUCGAGAAACAGGUUUUAUAUCAAUUGAAGGUAGAAUUGACCCAGACAAAGUUGUUGCAAUGCUUCAAAAAGUAGAGAAAGAUGUUUAUUUUGUUAAUAUGGAGGUUGAAGAUAAUUCAGACAAAACGGACGUUGUCACGAUGGAAAAUAAAAUAAAGGAAAUUUGUGGGAUCUCCGAUGAAACAUUGGGCUCUCCAACAAAAAAAUAUACAACUGUGGAGAAAUUCAAGGCGACUCUAGCAGUGGCAUCUAGCUCUCCAGAUUGGUCUAAAAUUGAAGAAACAUUGAGGAGCUCAAGAGAAGUGACCGUCAAGUCCAUUAACAAAGAAGAAGGCUCGAUAUCAAUUGAAAGUAAAGUUGAUCCAAAAGGAGUGGUCGAGAUGCUUGAAGGGGUAGAGAAACAUGUCUACAUCGUUAAUCUCGACGUUGAAAGUAAAAUUGAUCCAGAAAUAAGGAGAAUGCUCGAAUCCUUGGAUUCGGCACAGGAAAACCCUCCGAGUUAAACAGACUCGUCCGAGAGAAAAAGAAGUCGGUUAUGUUUGAUUAAGGAGGAGACAGAGACAUAAACAAGUAUAAUUUCAGAAUGGAUUUAUGUUUUUUCAAAAUAAAAAAAACAAGUAAAUAUAUAUUCUUCUUGUCUCAA
Populus trichocarpa (black cottonwood) is the source of this 818-nucleotide messenger RNA. RefSeq lists its product as uncharacterized. The transcript has 5 exons. NCBI's taxonomy places the organism in Eukaryota, Viridiplantae, Streptophyta, Magnoliopsida, Malpighiales, Salicaceae. The coding region runs from base 46 to 678 and encodes 210 amino acids. The record is from RefSeq and is a predicted model, not a curated record.